Molecule: messenger RNA, 1125 nt
Organism: Meloidogyne enterolobii
Lineage: Eukaryota; Metazoa; Nematoda; Chromadorea; Rhabditida; Meloidogynidae
Source: the annotation of a GenBank genome assembly
AUGAUAAGCGAACGUGUAGAAUAUCUUUUUGAAUUUUUAGAAUCUAUGAGUGAUAUCGAAUUACAAAGAGAAAUGAAAAGAAUAGAUAAAGAUUCAAGUAAACUAAAAAGGAGCAAAAUGAUUGCAACAUUAAAAGAUCAUUAUCGAGAUGAAUUAAUUGAAUUAAGAAGAAAAUAUUCUACAAAAAAAUUUUAUAAUUAUUUUAUUGUGAUUGAUUUUGAAUGUAGCUGUGAAGAAAAUAAUUACGAUUUUGAACAUGAAAUAAUUGAAUUCCCUGCUGUCCUGAUUAGCGUGCAAUCUUGUAAAAUUGAUUUCCAUAUUAAAUUCUCAUUUGAAGGAAUAACACAAGAAAACGUCGAUAAAGCUCCAACAUUCCCUAUAGCUUUGCAACUAUUUCGAGGUUGGAUGGCAAAACAUGGACUAGAUGGUAAACGAAAUAUGGGAAAUGCAAGACGAUUUUGUUAUGUUACAGACGGGCCCUGGGAUAUUGGAAAGUUUUUUCAAAUGGAGUGUUUACGUUCAAACCAAUCAAUUCCACACGAUUUUCGGUGUUUUUUGAAUAUCCGGCGUUCAUUUGUAAAUUUUUAUACUAUGCAGUCACAGCCUCAACGAUACCAUUGUGAUGGAAAUUCUGUCCAUGUAGUGGAGGAAACAACAACAAAAGAAAAAUUAUUUCCAAAUGGAAUAUCUUUAAAUAUAAUGUUAAAACAUUUAAAUAUACAAUUUACUGGAAGAGAACAUUGUGGAAUGGAUGAUGCUUUAAAUAUUGCUUUUAUUUUAAUUAAAUUAUUAGAAGAAAAUGCUGAACUUAGAGUAAACGAAAAACUUGUAAGAGGAAAAGAUGUAAGAGACUGGCAAAAACUUGUCUUCAAUGAAAAAACAAAAGCACCUAGUUGUAUAGCCUCUGUAUCUUCAAUAGAAAACGAUGGUGAUAGAAAAGAAGAAGAUUCGAAAAAAGAUCCAAAAACAAAAGAAGAAAAAGAUGAAAAUAAUGGAAACGUGCAAGUUUUUGUUUGGAAGAAAUGGUGGGAUGAAAUGCCUUAUAAAUUAGUGAGAAUAACUAGAUAUGAAUUUUUGGGUGAUCGACAUUUAGAAUGUGAAUCAUGUGAUGAAGAAGAUAACUAG